AUGAGACUCGCGAUCACGACAGAAACAGGUCAACUCCACAAUUUGGAAGUGGAUUCGCAAAUCGAAUUAGAAAAUAUCAAAGCAUUAAUUGAAGCCGAGACAGGAAUACCACCAGCGGAACAAAUUCUUUCACAUUGCGGACAAGUAAUGAUGGAUCCAAAAAGAACACUUGAACAAUAUGGAGUAGUGCAAGAUGAAAUAUUAUAUCUUAAAAGAGAUACCCCAGCUUCGGUUGCCACCGAAGCACCUGAAUUAGAACAAUUGCGACAUACAUUAUUGAAUGAUAAUCAGAUGAUGCAACAAUUACUUCAGAAUACACUUAGUACAGAUCCUUUCGACAUUGAAGCUCAAAGAAGAAUUGAAGAGGAAAUAAGACUCCAGAAUAUAAAUUCUAAUAUGGAUACUACUUUAGAAUAUUAUCCUGAGGCUUUUGUAAUGUUGUACAUAAAUGUUGAAGUAAAUGGACACCCAGUAAAAGCCUUUGUAGAUUCAGGAGCUCAAGCCACUAUUAUGAGUCCUCAGUGUGCAGAAAAAUGCGGGUAA
This is a messenger RNA of Diversispora eburnea, 543 nucleotides long. The record is from the annotation of a GenBank genome assembly. Lineage: Eukaryota; Fungi; Glomeromycota; Glomeromycetes; Diversisporales; Diversisporaceae.